Somion occarium is the source of this 2298-nucleotide messenger RNA. NCBI's taxonomy places the organism in Eukaryota, Fungi, Basidiomycota, Agaricomycetes, Polyporales, Cerrenaceae. The record is from the annotation of a GenBank genome assembly.
ACACGCGGUUUCCUCUUUGCCUCGCCUUGACCUCUUGUGAACAUGAGGCUUGCGAUUACGAGAGUUGUGGUUCCUCGCGCUGCCAGUGGCGUUUUCAAGAAGCGAAGAAGUAGCCUUGACAUCGAUCAAUCGGGGAACAAGAUGCAUGCACCUAGACGGAUUCAUGCUCGCAAGGGAAGCCUCCAAGAGCUUCCCAAUAUGCCGUUGGACAUUGUGUUUGAGGUUUUCUUACACUUGCAGCCAUUGGAUCUACUUAAUCUAGCACGAACGAGCAGGCCAUUUCGCUCACUGCUGAUGCGUCGAAGCGCGGCAUCAUUCUGGCGAGCUGCACGUCAGAACGUGGAGGGCGAUUUCCCGGAAUGCCCUAGCUUUAUGAGUGAACCGGCAUAUGCCAAUCUUUGCUUCAGCUCUCAUUGUCACGGUUGUGUUAAACCGAACGUGCAAACUGUCUACUGGGGCUUUAGAGCUCGGUUUUGCAAGACGUGCAAGCAAACUCGGCUCUGUCGUGUGAAACACUAUGAAGCUGUCUUGAUCCUUCCCGGCGGAGGCCGUUACUCAUGGCCAAUUCCCAGAGUCUCAGUUUCGAAAGGCCGAUAUGUGUAUCGCCGUUCCGAUAUAGAAGCUUUUGAAACUGCCUUGCUGGCCGUUGAUGAAAGCAAGAGGAAGAGUGUUUUCCAGGAACAAACUGAAUAUUGGGAGGCUGUCUCUGAGCAUAUGGAUGAAUGCCAACGUUGGGAUGAAGCUCUGAAGACUAAACGUUCCGAAGAAUUGCAAGACAAACGAGAUGAUCGUCUUGAAGCAAUCCUGGAAAAGCUCCGAGAAGCGGGCUGGGAGGAAGAAAUUGAAUUCAUGGAGAACGUUUAUUCCAUGGGUUUCCAAUCACUCAACCUCAUAUCAGCUGUGAGACGGCCGGGAGCCUUGACGGAACGCGUCUGGAAUAACAUGUUGCCGGAAGUGACACAAGCAAUGAAUGACAUGCGUGUUAAACGUGAGGAGCACAGGUUCAACCAACAAGUGGCCAAGCCUCGUAUAGAAGCCAUGAAACUGGCGAUGCUUGCCUUCCGUCAGGAAUAUGGCCAGAUUUUCCCUAGCACUCGUGAAUUCGCCUUCUUCCCUGGAGUCAAGGGGCUUCUCAAUGCACCAGAAGAAGUCGAGAUUACUGUCGAAAGCUUUGGUGUGUUGCGGGCCGAGAUUCCCAAGCAUCUAACGAUCUGGAAGGAUAGAGUGGACAAUUUGCUUCGAGAAUUCAUCAAGACCAAGCGAGGGGCUGCUGAAGGAAUUGACCCCCUCCGUCUCGCCAUUGGCGCGUAUUAUCGUUGCAAAGAAUGUGGCGAAGCGCUUUGGUAUCCGAAUGUGUUGAUCCACGCCUGCUUGUCAAAGUGCUACGACAACCAUGACUAUAACACUCUCUGCUAUGAGUGGAAGGAUCAGUACCGAUCCAUGAUUUCCGAGCUCGUGGGCGGAAAGCAUUGGGAUACUCACCACCUUUGCUUCGAUGUCAAGCCAAUUUGGAAAGUCAUUGAGGCGUUCGAAAUGGACCCUAGUCGCGCAACAACGGAGGACAUGGACCACUGUCAGGUCAGGCUAACUUGCAACCAUAGAAUUUGUACUUCGGAUGGGGUCUUGGCAGUCAUGACAUGGCGAGUAGCUAUGAUGCACAACUUCUCCAUGCACCUGUCUAACAACCGACCUUCUUACGCCAUCUGGAAGAUAGUCCACCCUCGUCUUGUUGCAAAGGCGGCAGGGCCCGAAGCAAUGCGAGCUAUUCUUGAUCGCGAUGACACUGAGAGGGCGGGUGAUGAAGCGUGGGGUUGUAUGCGAUGCCUAGCCUUCGACGGUCGACAUAAAAGGCAACAAGUGUAUGAGCACCUGCAAGACGUCCACGGUGCUGCAACACCAGGUCCUGCGGAUGUCUUCUACAACCUGGACUCUACUGACUCGCAUCAUCCUCAUGAUACAUAUCUGAUACAACCCAACAGCUCCACUGGUUCAAUGGAGAUGGACGAGUUUUUUGAAGAUGCGCUCGCAAGUGGUGUAGCCGCCUACGACAGUUUAGACGAGGACGAAGAUUGAUUUUGCGUGGAGGCAUUGUCUCCAGCAGAUAGUGCCGGCGGUCUGGCAUAGAGGUUUGUAGAGGUAGUACCUGGCGGAAACAAAUCUUUCAAUAUCCUUAAAUAACUGCACAGUGUUUCGUUCCUCGUUCCUACACUGGGGAUCCGUUUCAUAGUGCCCUCAAUAUGUAUCUUGUACUAUAUUCUACCCAUAUGCACAUGCCAUACAUCGAGAUUCUCGGCGUCC